AAGAAAAAUAGCGCUGGGAAGAGAGAUGGGUUUUUUGUUUGCUAUUUGGAAGCAUCUGUGGGAGAGAAAACCCUACUACGUCAUGGGUAUUUUGUAAAUACGUGUUAUACUUCUCAAAGGCAAAUGAAGGAAAUGUGAAAUUGGCUGAUAAUACUUUCAGUUACGCAGCAGUACCUGUAAUUAGAUUUGUGCCCUGCUGUCUUCUUACUAAAUCUGUUCUCUUCUGACUAAAAUUAUAACUUUGGAAGGAAGCAUAAGAAGAUGUUCGGUUAUAUGUUUUGGAGUACGACUAACUGAUUCUUAGCUCAGGAGAGAGCUAAGACAAUCCGCCAAUACCUAAGAGGCAAUGAAAUAAAACUUUAAGCUGACUUUCUACAUUUUCUGACUUUAAACAUCUGUGCAAAAACCAUGUGGGCAGCUGACACAAAAGGAAAUUUGUCUCAGAAGCCUCUACAUACAGUAAGUACCUUUUGAGUAAAUCUUACUGAAACUGUAAUUUAAAACUAGUUUUACUAUGUUGGUUUCUGUUCUAAAACUUUGUAUUUCACCCUCACAUUUUUGGAGGGGGUAUCUGGGCUGUGUAAGAACCCCAGUAUUAAAAAGCAUAGAUGAAAGAUACCUAACCUUUGUAUUAUUUUCAACUCAAAACUGUCAGCAGAUUUCAACACAUUAUUAAUAUUGAAAGGUUAUGAUCUAAACUGUUGCUUCAAAAUAAAUCUACAGUUGAAUUUUUAUGCUAGCUUUUAUAUUAUUAGAGGCCGUAUAUACUUCCUCCUCUGUAACUUCGUUUCAAUUUAAAAGUGCCAAAUCUUUCUGUUAAAUUCUCAGAGAUUAAGAAAGGGAGAAUAGAUGUAAUAUAUCAUAUUUACUUAUUUACAACCAUUUUAUGCUGCUUAUCAACAAAGUCAUCUUGGUGUUUACAAAAGUUAUGAAUCAAUAAUACAGAAUCACCAUCAAAUAUCAUCAGGAUCAAUUAAGAACAUAUAAAUACAGCCAACAUGAAACCAUUAGAAGCCAGCAUAAAAUGGGCAUGUCCCUAGGCCCAUGCAGACACAGAAGCAGGCUCAGCCUAUUUUGCCGCCUGAGGUGAAAUAGCAAGAGGCUGCCCGACACAUGUACCACACACAUGACCUUGCCUCUGGCCUUGCUAACCAGAGUUGCACGGCUGCAACUUCUGGAUUUCAGCAAGAUCCUGUGAGAUCAUGCGGCGGCCUCCGUGCACCACAGCCACUUUUCACUUAUCUGGUGGUAUCAGUUUGCCCCUCCAGCAGCCCAGUGAUCUCAUCUGCACCUUAAUUUUCAAAGGCCUGCCUGAAUAAGGAGAUCUUAGCCUGCAGGGGGAAGGGUAACAAAGAGGGGAGCAAGUCUAACUUCUCUUGGGAGGGAAUUCCACAGUAUGGAAGCAGCCAUGGAAAAAGCUCUCUCUUGCGUCACCACCAACCAUGGGUCCUAUGUUGAUGGGAUCAAGAGAAGAUGCUCACCUGAGGAUCUUGGCAUCUGCGUAAGCUUUUAUAGGGAGAUACAAUAUUCCAGAAGGCCUGGGCCCAAACCACAUAGGGCUUUGUAGGUCAUAACCAGCACUUUCAAUUGCAAUCGGAAAUGGACGAGUAGCCUGCAAAGUUGUUUUCACAAAAGAGUAAAAUUCUCCCUGAAACCUGCUCCACUUAAUAAUCUGGUUGCAGCAUUCUGAGCCAGCUAAAGUUUCUGAACACUUUCCUUUGGAUUCCAGGGGUGGGGGUGGGGUCGAAACACUUUACGUAGAAUUAUAUAAAAAAUUACUUUGUUAUGUAUUUUGUAUACAGAUACAGUUUCAUUUUUAUAAAAUUGGUACACACCAUUUCCAGAGCCUAUGUAGACUUUUCUAGUCUUGUAACAACAGACAUUAUUUUUAUCUGGCUUUGGCUGAAUGUGUAGUUUGCAAAAUUGAGGCACGGCAAAAUUUUAUGCUGUAUUUCCUACAGGGUGAAAAAGAAACAAUUGUUUUACCUUCAAUUCAUAAGAGACGAUUGGAUAAUACUGUGACUGUAAGUAUUUUAACAAUAAUGAACUUUUCAUUAUGUGUGGUGGAGUUCUAGCCCUGCUUACUUGAAAUUAAUUGCACUGUGAUCAGUGAGGUUUACUCCCUAAUCAAGUUUCUUCAGGAAUCACAACCUAAAUUUCUAUCACUGUUGAUUAGUAUGUAAGUUGAUGCUCCUCCAGACAACCUACCGUAUUUAUUCAGCAUUCAUCCAGACUUGCUUGCAAGAAGCAUAUGUGGUGGUUAGACUUUUCCCAAUCUAAUUAAGCAUUCCUCUUGAUUUGUUUAUGUGGGGGUAGUUAUGAGCAUUCUUCCUGAUUUGUUUUGUAGGAUCUUUACACAUAUUUCCAUUUAUCCUUUGUACACCCCACAUUUUUAAAUACAUUUCCUCAUCACUUUCCAUACUGCAAAAUAUCUGGGUUUCUUUUUAAGUGGAUUUGUUGUGCUAGGGCAACAGAGCAUUUAAAUCCACUUUAAUUGUAGAAACCUAACAUCCAAUACACGACUGAACCCUUCCCACAAUAAAGUGUCAGUCUGAAGACACCAUCGGUUAGCUUGUGGAAUAUUAAGAAUAGCUGGGUAAUCAAAUAAAGUACAUACGGUAGUGCUUUAAUUUAAUUUAAUUUGUGUUUUUGUUUUUAUUUUGUAUUUUUGUAUUUUUAUGUUGGGAACUGCCCUGAGAUCUUUGGAAGAAGUGUUGUAUAGAAAUGUAAUAAAUUAAUGAAAUGAAAGGGAUUAUACCAAACCCGCCACAUGCAUUUAUUUUUCUUUUUAGCCUUCUAGUAAUUUGCAUAGCCGAGGACACUCUAAAAGCCUCCAAGAAUUGUUCUUCUCCCCACAGAUGUCACAUUCACAGAAAUAUGUGUGCAAAGAUAUUUGCUCAAAAUGGACUGGGGUGAGUUACUGCUCUGGACUGAUGGUGAGGUUAAUGAGGUGCUGUGUAUUCCCAAAGCAUGAAUGGUUUAAUAACCUAAGUAAUAGCUUAAUCCUAAGACAUCCAAGGGACGCGGGUGGCACUGUGGGUUAAACCACAGAGCCUAGGGCUUGCCGAUCAGAAGGUCGGCGGUUUAAAUCCCCGUGAUGGGGUGAGCUCCCAUUGCUCAGUCCCUGCUCCUGCCAAACUAGCAGUUCGAAAGCACACCAAAGGGCAAGUAGAUAAAUAGGUACUGCUCCGGCGGGAAGGUAAACGGCGUUUCCGUGCGCCGCUCUGGGUCGCCAGAAGGGGCUUAGUCAUGCUCGCCACAUGACCCAGAAGCUGUCCGCAAACAAAACGCCAGCUCCCUUGGCCAAUAAAGCGAGAUGAGUGCCACAACCCCAGAGUCGGUCACGACUGGACCUAAUGGUCAGGGGUCCCUUUACCUUUAAGACAUGCAAAAAAAAAGCCUUGUUGUCAUACACUGAUACAAAUAUAUGUUUAAAGGAAGAUGAAAACAAAGGAGAACCAAUAACUUUCCUGCUUUUUAAAUAGAAGUACUAAUAAUUAGUAGGAACUCUGGUUUCAGCAUGAGUAUCAUUAAUCCCAGGGAAGCUAUGAAUCACUGUUAGAAAAUAUAUUUCUUCCCAUUUAUGUGAACAGAACCGUCACUAUAGUUCAGUCGCUAGAGCAUGAGACUCCUAAUGGGUUUGAGCCCAAUGUAGGACAAAAAGAUUCCUGCAUAGCAGGGAGUUGGACUAGCAGACCCUCCAAAUGUCCCAAUUUCCCAGGGACACCCCUGAUUUAGAGAAGCCAUCCCGAUUUCUGAUUUGAUCCUGGAAUGUCCCACUUUUCCUAGGAUGUCCCUGUUUUCACUGGAGAAAUGUUGGAGGGUAUGGAGUUAUCAAACCCCCAAAUUGUCUGAAGGCAAACUUGUAUAGGGAAGGUUUUUGGUUUUUUUAAUGUUUAGUGUUUUAUUAUGUUUUUAUAUAUGUUGGAAGCUGCCUAGGGUGGCUGGGCAACCCAGUAAGAUGUGUGGGGUAUAAACAGUAAAAUUAUCAUUAUGGAAUGGGACGUCCCUAUUUUCAUCGGAUAAAUGUUGGAGGGUGUAGACUAGUUGGCCCUUGUGGUCCCUUCCAACUCUACAAGUCUAUGAUACUACAAGUAAAAUUUCACAUGAUGUAUAUAUUCAUCAGCAAUGUUCUCGUGUGGACCCUUGGGGCAUUAAAAAGAAACUUUUGUAGGGUCAAAACAUUCUUGAAAGAUUCACAAAUUUUGGCCCAUUUACAUCUCUCUGGCCACAUCUGUACUGCACGUUUAAAGCAGUAUCAUACCUCUUCAAGCAGCCAUGUCUUUCCCAAAAGGGUUCUAGGAAGUGUAAUUUGUUAAGGGUACUGAGAGUUUCAGGAGACCCCAACUCCUUACAGAGUUACAAUUCCCCAAGUACCUUGGGAAUAGGCAUUGAUUGUUAAACUACACUAGAAGUUAGCUCUGUAAGGGGAAGAGCGGUCAUUGAAAGUAAUACCUCACCAUCAGUAAAUUCCCUCAUUUACCAUUUUUAUAUUAUAUUAUUAAAUUACUUCUAGAAACAAAAAUGUCAUUGGCAUGUACCGUAUAUGAAAAUAACUGAAGAAACAGACAUGCAAGUGAGGAAACACUUAAAGGUAGGUGUCAGGGGUUCAGGAGCAGAGGCAAGGGCAAGGGAGGAAACAGAGAGAGAGGGGGAGGAGGCAGAAGGAAAGAUGAGUGAUGACGACGACCCGAGAUCUCCGAGUCUUUCCAGUGAAUCAGAAGAUUCACAGAAAGGAGCACCAGUGGCCAGGGCAAGGGGGGAGCCUAGGGGGACACCCCAGGAAGAUAGAGCCAGAGGGGACUCAGAGGGGAGCAGUUGGAAAUCGGGACCAGCGUCACCGCCAGAGAGCAGGGAAGAGGAAGGGCGCCAGGGAUCAAGCGCUGGCAACUCACAGCAGGGGGGAGGGCACGAGUCAGGGUGGCCACACCUCCAUCGGGGAGCGAAGAAACGGUCAGACGGAAGGUGGAAGGUUGGGCGCGCGCGCCAAGUUCAAAUGCACAGGAAGGUGGCGCAGUAGGCAGCCCGGAAGGGAGCCAGGUCCUAAAGCCCGCCGAAAGGAGGGAGAAGAGUCAGGGGGUCAGCGUCAGAGUAAUCCCGGAAGGAAGAGCCCCCGGGGAGCAGCGGGACCCAGAGAAGAACAGUCAGGCGGAAAAGGUGGAGCAGGGCUAGGAUAUUAAGUUGGUGUACAGGGGCGGAGACUCAGACGGAGCUUCGCCGAUCUAACCAUGAGACGUAGAGUUGCACGCAGCAGCUUGAGAAUGGAAACUGUAACUCAAUAAAGACUUUUGUUUAAUGAUCGCUGGCUAGCGUGAUCCUCUGUGAGCUAGGAUCUGGAAGCAGCUCUGACAGUAGGUAAUUACUUGCCUUUAAAUUUUUUGAAAGGGGUGGAAAACAAAAUGUUUCUAACAUUUGCUUUGUUUGUCACUAGCACUGCACGUCUUUCCAUUUUGUGAAAAACUUGAGACACACAUCAGAGGAUAAAAGUCAAUCACAUGUGAGAAACCCAGAGAUGUUUAUUCUAAGGGUAAGACACAAAUCACCAGAUGAUGAUAAUGAUACGGGUAAGGAUUUUGUUAUUUAUAUGCCGCCCAUCUGACUGGGUUGCCCCAGUCAGUCUGGUCUGCUCCCAACAAAAUAUUAAAAACACAAUAAAACUUCCCUGAACAGGGAAGAUGCUGUUUAGGCAUCUUCUACAAGUCAAAUAGUUCUUUGACAUCUGAUGGGAGGGCGUUCCUGUGCCGUGUCAGGAGACACUGCGGGGACCAGCACAGCCUGGUGUGAGGUUGUGCUGGCCUGUGCAGCAUCCCCAACACUGCGUAGGUUGUUGCAGCCUUCCGCUAGGAUGUUUCUAUAAUUAUAUUAUUCUGCAGUGCCAGGUGAUUCCAAAAACAGAUAAUGUAUUGGUCUCUCCUUUCCCUAUGCAUUGCUGUCCAUGUAUGAUCAAGAUCCUUGCAGAGGACAAUGUUGUUGGCCUACAGCUCUCAUCAUCCAUGGUCAUUAUUCAUGCUGGCUGGGGCGGAUGGGAGUUGGAAUCAAACAUCUGGAGGGCUUCAUGUUUGCUAACCCUGGUGUAAUGUGAAGCAUUUCAAAUUUAGGUAGUUUAAAAAUCAACAAAGCAUGAUUUAAGCCUCCUUUUCCAAUCUUGCAUCUCUUAUAUGUACUACUACUGCAGAAGUCAAUGGGCAUUUUGUGUGUAUAUGAGAUAAAGAGAAAUGCAUGCUCAACAGUAUAUAUGCAAUUAAAAUGGCAGUUUAUAAAGGCUAUCUAACUAAUUGUGGGCUUGUUCAUUUAUUUGUUUUUAGCCGGAGGCAAACAUAAAUCAGAUGAAAUGCCACUAUUCAAGUUUUAGUGUUUGUUCAAAUGAGUCACCGGAUGGGGAUAAAACUACUGAAUUGAUUGAAAAAGUUGUAAUUUCUAGACGCAAAGAAACAGAAACCCAGAAAUCGAUGUAUACAAACAAAUGGCUCCUCCAAAGGCAAACAAGUGAAGAAACCCACCAUUCAGAAAACACCAAGACAACUGAUGAAAAGAAAAUUAACAGAAGGAUAAUGGAUUUAUCAAGAAGUGUGUUAUCGGGUUCUCUAAUGUUAUCAGAUGUAAAUAGCUCAGAAGAUAAAGCAGACAGAGCUGCUGUCUGUGGAUCCUCAUCAUCCAGUCUACCUCACCUGAAAACCCAGACUGAAAAAGUAAAAACCUUUCGUGCUCAUUUGCUUCAAGACCAGGGAAUAAUUAAUGAAACCAGAUGCUAUCCAUGCAAGUCUUCAGAUGGCGAUACAAACAGAGCUGCCAUUAGAGGACAAAUCAAUUCUCCAUGUUUAUCCAAAAGGAAAAUCUUCAUGAUCUAUAUCUGUGGAGGCUAUCAAGGUACAACCAAGAGCACCAGAAUUUUGUGUUAAAAAUCUUAAGAUUAACAGAUUUAUUGUGGUAUAAGCUGGUGUUUUGGGGUGGAUAGGUAAAUUGUCACUUUCCUCACCUACUAUCUCCUCAGUGUUUUCAUUCCUUUUCCAGCCAUGCUGGUAACUAUUUCUGGAGUGCUCUUGAACUAUACUUUUUUUGUUUGUUUGUUUCAUACCUCAGAUUUGCACAAAACCAGAAAACAACACAAGCAAAUCACAUUAUAGAAAAUUUUAAUGUAAUUUGCUUGUGCAGUUUUCUGCUUUUUUCCCCUUCAAAUGUAAGUGAUCAAAAUAACAAAAAAAUACACCAGAUAUUGCAUAGCUAGUUAAUCUGAAAAGUGUGUGCUGAGAAUUUACAAUUGCCUGUGAAAUAAAUUAUGCUCCUAAAAGUCAUGAUAACUAGUGGUGCUAGAGUCCAGAACCUGGUCCCCUUUCCAUUCAAAUAAGCACCUUAUUUUUACAUUGCAGUGAGCCUAUAAAUCAUAUACUGAAAGUCUGCCAGUUGCUUGUAUAUCUCCACGGGCUCUAAAAAUGUUGCUUUUAAUCAACAAAUUGGUUUAGGUAAUAUGCUUGCUUUAUUAUCUUAAUCAGAUUCAGAAGUAGAACGAAAUGCAUUAAUGGAAAAGUCCUUUCCUUGGCUGUACAAAUACUGUAAAGAGAGAGGCUACGACUUCCGGAUGGUGGACCUGAGGUGGGGGAUAAAAGAUGGCAUCACUAACAAUCACAACAUGGCUUCCCUCCAUAUGAAGACAUUAAGGAAAUGCCAGCAGUUGGGAUUCCAAACCUUUGUUGUAAGUUCAGAUGGAAUUUGCAAUACGUUAAGCACACAGAGAGUUUUUUAAAUGCCAUUUCAGGGCCUGGUUUUUCCAUUUCGUAAGUCAUUGGAUGGAAGAGAGAGGGAAGUCUAUAUCAAAACAAAAAUGGAUAUAUCUGGACAGGGACGUAUAAGGGGUGUGUGGGGUGCAGUUCACCCUGGGUGUUAUCCCUGAGGGGGUGACAAAAUGGCACACAGCGGGGGGCAGCACUUAUCGCAGGGCCUGGCCUGCAGCGCACCCAAGCCACACGUCUCUCCUGGGAGUAUGGGGCUUGCGUCUGCCAGGCAGACUCCGUGGACAGCUUGCCCCGCCCCCACUGCUCCGGGUGCCAGAGCAGCUAGCUACACCCCUGUACCUGGAUCACCCCUAGUGGCAGUCAGUUCAUUAGGCUACUGUUCUGCUGCCUCAGUUCAUUAGGUUAUUCUUAUGCACUACAGUCAUACCUCGGGUAGCUUCGGGAUGAAUAUUUUCGGGUUGCGCUCCGCGGCGACCCAGAAGUAAUAGAGUGCGUUACUUCUGGGUUUCGCCGCUCGCGUAUGCGCAGACGCUCGCUUCAGGAUGCGAAUGGGGCUCUGGAACGGAUCCCGUUCGCAUCCAGAGGUACCACUGUAUAUCUUUGCAGCACAUUUGAAGCAUGUUUUUACCCUCAGAGAAUUCUGGGCACUGUCAUUUUUUGGGUAUUCUAACUCUAUAAGGGAUAACAGAUGUGCUUUGAAUGUGUGUAUGCAGCCUCAGUAUGGAAUGCCACUGGCUUCACAAAACAUUAAAUGCACCAAGGCUUUAUUGGUUCCAUUGUAAGCCAAUUUUCUCUUCUUUGGUUUUCUGUUUCAGGUUUUUAUUGGGCAAAAGCAUGACGACCCCUCUCUCCCAGCAGUAAUAGCCAAGGAAGAUUUAGAGGCGAUCAAAGCCACAAUUGAACAAAUGAAGCUGAGUACCAAAAAGUCAAAGCAUACUUUGUCUAGUGGUUUGAGGGAAGAAACUCUAGUAGAUAAAAAGAAUGAAAUCCAAGGUGAUAUUAGUCAAUAUGCCCUGAGCCCUAGUGUCUCAACAGAAGAACCUGAAGCUGAGACAAACAGCAAGAAGGAAUAUGAAAUGAUUAAUUCAAAUGGGCAGGAGUUUUCUAAUGCUUCUCUCCUCACCCAAAAGACUGUAGCUGAAUAUGAGAGAGAACUUCAACUUCUGGAUUGCUGGUACAGGUUGGAUGAAAAUUACAUCCCUGCAGUUUACAGACUUCAACCUAUUUGGUUAGUUACUGUCAUUAUUGUUGUUAUUGUUAAAUUACAGAAGCUUGGCAAAAACCCACAGGUGUUGGGACAACUGUUGUGUACUUUUCCUGGCAUUUGGUGUCCAUUUUGCUCUGUUUGUAAACAAAUUCCCUUUCUAGUACUGCAUCAGAGGUCAUUUACUUCAAUUGGCUAUUGCUGGCCAGCAAAAGGAGUUUAACAUGAAAAAGCAAACCAAUGUGGAAACCCCCUCACAGUUGCUGGUGCUUUGUUUGUGUGCAGGUCUGAAUGUUUGAGUCUAGUAUAAAGAUGCCCCCCUGUGGGGGAAAAAAUGAAUGUCAUUGCUCAGCCCAGCUGCCAUGGGUGGGCAGAGCGGGAGGUGGAGACAAUCUGAACAGCAGACUACGAGAAUGAAUGGGAAAGAACUGGUUUUCAGGGGCCUGUCCUGGAGUAAAAUCCGAGGCAAAAAUUUGUGGGAACUCCCAGCACGAGACCAAAUUGAAAAUGGAACUAGGUCUGGAUUUAACGGAAAGUAUGGAUGAGCCUUUAUUGAGCUCUAGUCCAUGAACAAGCAUGUGUUGGCUAUGUCUACUGCAGUUUGGUUUGAGAUUGAAAUGAACCCAAACAGUUCCUCGUGCAAAUACGUAUUCUCAUCACUUACUUCCAUGAAUAUUACAUCCAGAGACAGUUGUUCUAUGCCAGAAAUAUCUGCUGUUUCAUCUGCUAAAAGCCAGUACUUGAAUCAUAGGAGGGAAUCAUGGAGGGACAGAGACAUCUUUUCUUAAUUGGGUUGGCUUUUUCUCAGCCAGAACUUGCUGGAACUCAGUUCCAUCACCUCUUAGGUGGGUGCCAUUGCCAUUAUAAGAGAACAAAGGAGGUGCUCAUGGUAAGUUCCAGCACCUCUUUUUCUAGAAAAAUCGCAUUGUUUUCCCCCAUUUGUUUUUGGAAGCUUAUGGAGACCAUAAUAUAUGGCUAAAAUGAGGUAAAAAUAGGUAUUGGAUUGUGUGUUUAUUUGAGGAUUCUCCUAACUUUCUUCCCAUAAAAUGGAGACACUGUCCUGUGCUAUGAAUCACUAUGCUCUGUGUAUCAUGGGCAUUUGUGUAUCGUUGAUCUGUUGACUUGUGCUCCCAUCUUCCUUUCAACCAUCCAAAAUUCACUUGCGAAUGGAACAUGUCUGUGGGGCUACUCUUCAGCAUUUCACGGCGCUGGCGAAUUGUACAUUUUGAAGAUGUACAUUUGUACAUCCAGUGCAAGGGCAAUUGUAUAUUUCUUUGUUUUUAGCCUGUUUCUCACAGUUCAUGCAUUUCAUGUUGUCUGCACAGCACAGUGUACCAAGAUAUCCUCAGCAAUGAUCCUACUCGCAGGCAACAAGCAAAGAACAAAUGGAUGGCGUCUUUUCAGAAACUGCAUAAGAUAUUUCAAGAAUAUGCUGCAGUUGCUCUUGGACAAGAAGCUGCCACCACACUGCUCAGAACAGGUGAGGAAGGUAUCCAAUAUAUGACCAGGAUAUUGUUUUGCUUUAUUAUAUGGGUGGUGGCUUAUUUGAGUAGUUUAAAUAGAAUCAUUUCUAUUUGCAAGUUUUGCAACAAGAAGUGGAUCAAGGAUUCCAGGUCCAGGGAAAGUGUGAGGAUCACUGUCACUGCUUCAGAAGAGACAUCACAGAUCUGCAGUCCAGUCUGUCAAGUCCCCAUGCACCAAAAUAUAUUGACGUUCACCCACUAAGACCAGAGAUCAACAAAACAACGUAUGAAGCACAUCAGAACUUUGUGAAAAGCAUUCACUCUAGGGUAGGUUGCUCAGAACAUCAUUGGUAGUCGUCAGCCACAUAGGGCCUGGGCUACCUAUAGAAGCAUCUCAAUGGAUAUUCUGGUUGAAAAUAUCUCAAUAUGCCCUGAUGACAUAUCAUGGGAUAUGAGAUUUGUACCACAUCAUCCUCUUUAACAAGGGUGGAAAGCCCUUUCCAGUGCAAGGGCAAUAUUCCCUUCUAGGGACAUAGGCCAGUGGUGGGUGGGACCAGGGCGACAGAUGUAAAUUUUACCAUUGUACAGUAGGCAAAUUUCUACACACAUCUCUCUCUAUCCUCCAUCCAGACAUACAAGAGGAACCACCAGAGUGCAAAGGCACAUUCCAGCCAGGCAAAACAAUUGGGGGUGGGGGGGGUGCAGUAGAGCCAGUAAGUGUGGCCUGGGGAAAUUUCUUAGGGCCAGAUCAAUAAGCCUGGAGGGCUGUAUUUGGCCCCCGAGCCUGAGAUUACCCACCCUGCUCUAUAACAUAGCAAAGGGAAUCCUGGGGUCUCUAUCUUGAACUGUGCAGUGCAGUGGCUUCGGGCAAAAUGUAUUGAACAUCACUUAAGAAAUAUUUUUUCUUAAGCUGUCCACAAUAUCCAUGAGGAAAUGAAGAAAACAUUUCCCACUCUGUCUACCACUGCAUUCUACAUAAUGAUUUGCAAGUGUAUACUCUGCCUGAUUUCAGUAAACCAAUUCAGACUUUUUUCAGAAACAAUUUCUAAGUGCUAUUAUAUACAUUUUCACCACCUCACUCUGCCCCCCCCCCGACACUUUUGGCCUUGAUUUUAAUUUAUUUUAAUCCUGUUAUCUGAAUUUGUAAUCUUUCUCAGUUAUCCCACAAUAUGCACUUUUUAAAUCUUUGUUCCUCUUCCUAUCUUUAUUGCCACCUCUGCUUAUCAUUAGUCACUGACUUUCUUAAGCCAUGCUCUAGACCUGAAAAUGGUGGAAGCAAAGUAGAGCCUUUAAUGAGCAGGUAAAACCUGACAAAAUAAAUAUCAUCGCUUCAUCUUUUACAUAUAAACCUACACUCUAACCCCAAACACACUAGAGGGAACCAAAUAGGAAGCACCAUUUUCAUUUAUUUGCAUUUCUCAGCAUGAGCGUCAAACUAUGCUAAUGACAGAAAUAGCUUACUAUUUUCAAAGGAAAGGUCUUCACUGAUUUCUUUCCCAGCAUGUCUCUGUGCAAUCUCAGACCAGAACAUGGCACUGUUACAACAUAAUAAAGCUUGAAAGAAACAUCUUCAUUUGCUAGGCUGAAAUAAACUAUAGUCAAUGAAACGUGUAUUAUUAUUUUGCAUUCAAUUUAUCCUUAAAGAAAUAGCAUCAGCUAGAUCUGUGUUACUCAAAAUCUCAUACUGCAUUCUAAACACUGGAUGGCCAUGUUCCUAAUGAAACGGUACUGUUUAAAUGAAACUUAAUUCCUAUAAAAUACGCCUGGGGUCAUAACCUAACAUACCCUCCAACAUUUCUCCAAUGAAAAUAAGGAUGUCCCAUUCCAUAAUGAUAAUUUUACUAUUUAUACCCCACACAUCUUACUGGGUUGCCCCAGCCACUCUAGGCAGCUUCCAACAUAUAUAAAAACAUAAUAAAACAUGAAACAUUAAAAAAAAAAUUCCCCGUACAGGAUUGCUUUCAGACGGCUCGGGGGUCAGAUAAUUCCAUACCCUCCACCAUAUCUCCAAUGAAAAUAGGGACAUCCUAAGGAAAUGUGGGACAUUCUGGGAUCAAAUCAGAAACCAAGACAGCUUCUCUAAAUCAGGGACUUCCCUGGAAAAUAGGGUCACUUGGAGGGUCUGAACUAUAAGUAUGAAGAACUUACACUACAAAAGGAUUAAGCAGGUUUGAGUUGAUCUUAAAGGUAAAGGUAAAGGGACCCCUGAUCAUUAGGUCCAGUCAUGGCCGACUCUGGGGUUGCGGCGUUCAUCUCGCUUUAUUGGCCGAGGGAGCCGGCGUAUAGCUUCCGGGUCAUGUGGCCAGCAUGACUAAGCUGCUUCUGGCGAACCAGAGCAGCACACGGAAACGCCGUUUACCUUCCCGCAGGAGCGGUACCUAUUUAUCUACUUGCACUUUGACGUGCUUUCGAACUGCUAGGUUGGCAGGAGCAGGGACCGAGCAACAGGAGCUCACCCCGUUGCGGGGAUUCGAACUGCCAAUCUUCUGAUCGGCAAGUCCUAGGCUCCGUGAUUUAAACCACAGCGCCACCCGCGUCCCAUAAGUUGAUCUUACUCUGGCACAAAGACUCAGUUUAACAUUCAAAACUUCUCUGAUUCAAACAGUUAUCCUCUUCAGUAUUGUUCAGUCAGCUGUUUGCUUGCUUGGGUGGUUGAUGAUGCCAACAUUAUAGGCUUGUCUUUACAGCUUCGUCACACAAAUAUCUACAGAAAGAGCAUUAACUGGGGAAGAGAUGGCAUCAGCCCCACCACCAACAGAUCCCAUGCUUACUACCUUGAGUGCCUUUGCAAUGAUUUUCAGAAAAUUGUCAUCAAUCACUUCAACAGGUCAGCCACAUAACUGCUUCUUUGGUGAAACAGUUCAUAAUGUAUAUAUAACUUAAUAGUAAAGGUUCGUUCCAUUAUACUUCAAUAUAGAAGUAGUUUUCCCAUGGCACCUUAAAUAAUCAAAGCCUAAAAAAUAUGACAGUUGAAAAUUUCUGAUGUAUUGUUUGCUCUGUUUCACUUCCUCACAUUAAUUACGGAAGUAAUUACCACAAGAGGAAGAGAUGGACAGUAACUUAGGUGGCUUCAAAGAGGAUUUGACAGAUUCAUGAGGAUAGGUCUGUAUGGCUAUUAGACAUUAUAGCUAAGAAUAGAACUUCAUUUUCGGAGAUAAUAUACCUGGGAGGACCUGUAGUUACAGGGGGUAACUCUCUCCAUCAUACAUUGCUUAUAACUUACCAAAAUUGUCUGAUUGGUCUCUAGUAGAGGCAGGAUGUGCAUGAUUUAAGAAAGCCAAAAACACAGAAAACACACACACAAAAAACCAACCCUCUUGUACUUUCACAUAUUUUGUGGAGCAAAUAAAGAAAUAUAGUAUGGUUUGGCUUCCUUGUCAAAAAACAGUGCAGACAGACCUUCCCUAAGAAUUGCUACCCAUGCAGGCACAAUGCUAUGAGGGUCAGUGGAAAUGGUUAGGGAGCAGGAUCCAGUGGUCCAAAAUUGCAUUUUAGACUUCAGGUGAAGUCUUUCCAAAAUGCCAUUUCUAGCAAGUGGGCAUAAGGGCUUGAAGAUGGGUACCCAGUGGCACCUAAUACUAUGUGAAGUGUGUGUGUGUCUAAAUCAGGAGGAGGUAAUGGUAAUUCUUGGCACUGCUGAGAAAAUAAAGCUGUUUUAGUCACUUGUGAUGGUGCUAAAAAGCCAUACGAUUUUUUAAUAUUGUGAUUAAUAGCAUUAAUAAAAUGAUUCAAAUAUGAGCACUUAUAGAUCCUAUGCUGUGUGGUCGCUAAUAAGGUAUACUCCAGAGGCUGGGGAUUAUAAAUGCCAUCAGUCCUAACUAGUUGCACCCAAGGACUGGAGGACAUCACAUUGGCUAACCCUUGCCAUGUGGUUGCCAACAAUCAUAUGAGAAUGUUGACACCACAAACACAUUUUGUGCAUGUCUUUACAAGGAUAGUCUUUUCCCUUGUUUGUCACUUCUGAAUGCUGGAAAUUGUGAUUAAAUAAUCACCAGCAUUCUUCCGUGUAUAUUCUCAUAUUUGGACAUUCAUAAAAGGAACUAGGUUUUUCCACAUCCUCACAUGGUUGUCAACAACUACAUGUGUGGUGGCAUCUAGCUGGGAUAUGAAUGGAAGAAAAUAAAUAACACUGUCCAAAAGUCACUGUAACCUAUACACAAUGUUGAAAUGUGGAUUAAAACUUUUCCCUUCCAUGUUUUCAUUUGACCAGAACAAUCCAUUUGAAGAAUAUUCAAGAAAUGCUACCUAAGCGAAGAAAGCAAGUUUUUGAAACUCAUAAUGACGACGAGGUUCUGGAACAUAUCCAGCACUGUCAGGCCUUGUGAGUUUGGUGAUGUUUGGUUGCUUAAUUUACUUUAGCCAGGCUUCAUGAUGGAGAACAGUUGAAGAGUUGAUAUGAUAGUUGUGAUUUAAGAACAAUCUUAUUAGCAGCCUCUGUUGAAGUGAAAAUCUGACCUACCCAUUCAUUUGAGCAGCAUUCUAGUCAUUCAACAAGAGCAUAUAUGAAGGAAAAUUAAAUGAUACCAAUUCCUACUCACAUCCACACCCCUGCCUCUUACCAGAACAUAGACAUGUUUGAGAAAUAAAAUUUGUACUCUUGUAAAUCACUUCUUCUCUGCUACCAACAUGCCACCAAAGUGCUUUCUGGACGUUAGAUGAUACCUAAUAUAAGGUUUUCCAGUGCCCUUGAAGGGCCGGCUCAUUAGGCAAGGUGAGACAAUCCACUCUGGGGAAGGUGGAUUUAAAAGUACCAUUAAUGGACAGCAUAUUAUCAAAUAUUCAGUUCUACUAUUGAAAUUUUACCAUCAUAAAAGGCACCAUUUGGAUUUUCUUCAAUCAUCAUCGUCAUCAUCAAAUAAUUUAUUUAUAUGCCGCCCAUCUGACUAGGUUGCCCCAGCCACUCUGAGUGGCUUCCAGCUAAUUAAAACAUUAAACACAGUAAAAUAUCAAACAUUUAAAACUUCCCUAUCUGCGGAAGCAUUCAUAUGUCUUUUAAAAGUCAGAUAAUUGUUUAUUUCCUUGGCAUCUGAUGGGAAGGCAUUCCAAAGGGCAGGCACAGCUGCCAAGAAGCCCCUCUGCCUGGUUCCUUGUAACCUCACUUCUCUCAAUGAGUGAACCUCCAGAAGGCCCUCAGAGCUGGAUCUCAGUGUCUGGGCUGAACGGUGGGGUGGAGAUACUCCUUAAGGUAUACAGGACCAAAGCCGUGGCUCCAAAAGGUCUCGGCCAUCACUUGGUCCCCUAUCCCUAGAAUGGCACUACUCCACAACACAGCAAUCUCAGUGGUGGCAACUAGCCUAACACCAGUCUGGCAUGAUACCCAAAAUAUAGCAUCAUGUUGGCCCCUGGAUCCUCAUUGUCUGGGGCUUUGUUCCAUCCUUGCGAAAGGAGUUAUAGAACCAGUCUAUAAAACUUUACAUUAGCUGUGGUGGCUGCCUAUUCACAGGUUCAUUUCAGCUCCUGGAAAUCAUGGUUGUCAGUUGGCCUGUGUCAGCCUCUUGUCACCUAUGGCAAGCCAGUGUUGCACACACUUGGGUAGCGCACACUGAAUUCAUCUUAGAUUUCUUUUUCACCACACUAUUGCAGAUCUCUCUUUAUGAGUAUUUGUAUAUUGUCUGGAAACAUGCAGGCUAAGCAUAGGAGGAGCCAAAUAGUUAAAACACUGCAGCAAAAUCUACUGCCCCACAUUACAUAUCUACAGGGGCAGCCAGCCAGCAGCAGCACGUGUGUUAGGGCAGAGUUACUCUCCUGACAUUGCUGUCGUUGCUACAUAACUACCAGGCUGGGUUGGGACAGGCAGCAGGGAGAUCAGGUCUGCAUGGGUACACCUGUGGGGUUGGCAGCAGUUCAGCUCUCCUGCUGGUGCAUCCCUGUGGCCCUGAACUCAGUCCCAUCCUGCCCCAUCCCUGUCCAGGUAAACUGUUGUGGCUUUGGUGUCAGUAGGAGGUACUAAGCCCCACCACAUGCAUCACUAUCCAAGCCAGCAUCCCAAAGUACGGCAAGAGCUUACUGCUCAGCUCUUGUCUUUCUUGAGAAACCUGUUCACUCACUUCCUUAUUCAUUCAGCUGGGACAUGUAGGGAAGGAAAAGGCACUGAUAACGAAGGAGAGAGUUGUCAAACAUGUUAUCAAGUAAUCAUACCAUCCUUUGUGAACAGCAGGAUGGAUCUAUCUGGAUUGACUAAAUCUAGAUUGAAAGUAGCAUGUUGUGGAAGAGCAUGAAUGAUUCUAGAUUGAGAAAAACUACAUUUAUUUAUUUUUUUGCUACAAAUGGUAACCCUAAUUCACUUUCUGCCCCUUGUUGGAGGAAUAAAAAUAAGUCGUCCUCCAAGCAUCUCCUAGGAGUGCUGGGCCACUUACCUGUAGCUCUCAGAUACGUUUAUAUAGGAUUUUAGGCUGCAUACACACCACACAUUUAAAGCACACCCAAAGCACAUUCCCCUGCCCAUUCACACCUGAGAAUCAUAUUAAAUGUACCGUAUUUUUCGCUCUAUAAGACACACAUAUUCCCCUCCAAAAAUUAAGGGGAAAUGUGUGUGCAUCCUAUGGAGCGAAUGCAGGCUCCUUGGCUUCAGUGAUAGCAACACAAAGCCUCAGAAGCGCAGCAGGAGUGCUCCCGCCGCGCUCCGGAGGCUUCGGGUUGCCUUCACUGAAGCCUGGAGAGCGAGAGGGGUCGGUGCGCACCGACCCUUCUCACUCUCCAGGCUUCCAAGAUAGCCGCCUGAAGCCUCCGGAGUGCAGCAGGAGCUCCCGCCGCGCUCUGGAGGCUUCGGGUUGCCUUCACUGAAGGCAAAGGCAAUGUCGGAGAGGGAGAGCUGCGUAGCGCCCCUUCAGCGAAGUGGGAGGAGAAAUGGAAGGGGCUCCGUUUCUCCUGCCGCUUCGCUGAAGGGGCGCUGUGCAGAGAGGGGGAGAUUAUUUUUUUCUUGUUCUCCCCCUCUAAAACAAGGUGUGUCCUACGGUCGGGUGCAUCCUAGAGAGCGAAAAAUACAGUAGUUUACCCCUCCCAGAGCUACAAUUCCCAGCUUCCUCAAGAAACUGCAGCUCCCAGGAUUCUUUGUGAGGGGAUUUGAGCUUUAAAUGUGUUUUAAAGGUAUGGUGUGUGCACAGCAUCAGUCUUAGCCAGUACACAGUGGUGACUAAACACAAAUAGUGUUUUGUUUUCCCUCUCAAAACAGGGUUAAAUGUGUAAUAGGAAGAGAAAUGUUUUUGUGCAAACUGAAGAAUCGUGUUGCAUCCUCGAACAGAAAGCUAGUUGUAAUUUGUGGAGAGGAUGGAUGCGGGAAAACUGCCAUCAUAGCAAAAGCCGCUUCUUUGGCUCCUAGCUGGAUAUCUGGGUAAGGGCCUCUCGCAACCUCGCACAUAUUUGGAACAUAGAUAAAAGUUAUUGAAUAAAGACAAUAGAGAUAAACCCAGUGUCACCCAUACCAAGCUCCCAACUGCUGCUUACUAGCUACCAUAUUUGCUCCCUUUGAUUUGUCUUAGCUGGUAUCACAGAGUGCUGUGAAUUCUGUGAAAUGUAAAAUUAUUCCAUAUUGAUAACAAUAUAUAAACUAAAUUAAUACCUUUAUAUACCUUUAAAUACCUUUAUAUUUGCAUAUUUUACUCUGAGCCCAACAUUCACUGUUCACAAUGUUAAGUCUACCUUCAACUAGAUGAUAUAGUAACAGCACGCAUACAUUGAUUUAACAACUAAACACAUGUACAGUGAUACCUCUAGAUACGAACAGGAGCCGUUCUGGAGCCCCGUUCACAUCUAGAAGCAAACGUAACUAGCAACGGCAUGUCUGCGCAUGUGCACGUCGCUUUUCGCCGCUUCUACGCAUGCGCGUGACGUCAUUUUGAGCGCAUGCACAUGCGCAAGCGGCGAAACCCAGAAGUAACGCACUCCGUUACUUCCAGGUUGCCGCGGAGCGCAACUCAAACACGCUCAACUCGAAGCGUAUUCAACACGAGGUAUGACUAUAUUAAAAAUAAAACAUUUUCAUGAGCAAGUUGAAAAGCUAUUUUAUUUUAUUUGCUUUUUUCCCCAUUUUCAUUCAGGAACCUCAGAGUUGUAAUUCGAUUUAUUGGUGUUAGUGGUGAAAGCAGAAAUAUCCGACUGACUCUCUUCAGCCUUUGCUACCAGAUAGCUUCUAUCUACAAGGUCUCGGUUAAUUUAUCCAAGGUAAUGAAUUAAAUUUUCCUUCUUUUUAAGGCUCAAAGAAAAAAUUAUACUGUUGCAUUUUUACAGCAGCAGCACCUACAUGCACACACUUUCCCCUCCACAUGAUUCAGCAAGAAAUAAAAGUUAGGAGUGGAAGAUGACAAAAUAGCUCAAGCAUAAUGUCGACAGUGCUGCUCAGAUAAUGAAAGGUCAGAAACCAAGAAACACUUUUCAGCAAAUGACCAGUGCUAUUACAGCUGACAGUGCUCAUAAUCAGUUCAACAUGGGGAAUCAAAGCGGUUCCUGAGGCACAUCUCCAUCACUGCGUCAUCAAACACUGUAAUGUGUUGCAUGUCUACAGCCAACUCAUGUCAGAGAACAUCUCCAAAGUUAAGACAGAUUUCCCACAAUUUCUAUUGCCAGCACCUUUUUAAUAUUCUGCAAGCCAUUAGGAAUCCCUUGGUAUCCAUUAUUUUUGCUGAGCUGACAUUUCGUUUCCGCUCUUUACUCAAUCAUAGUCUUUAAUAAUAAUAAUCAUUCUUACCUAGGAAUGAAUAGAUUGGUUUAUUUCCACGCCAUAUCAGUUUCUUAUGUGUUCAUUCGUAAGUCUGUUUUGUCACAUUUCCACAUCAACCUGUGAAUUUUAUUAAAUGCAUGAAAAUUCAAAUUGUUUUCACAAAUAUAUUUUCACAAAUAUACCCUAAAAUACACAUUUUUAUAUAUAGCUUUUAGCUGAAAACAGUGUUUCAAAAAUUUGAAGAUGUACUUGAUUUGGAUAUAGCAGCAAAAAUGAAUAAGGACUAUGAACUUUUGUGGAAACAUAUCACAGGGCUCUCUGGGACACGUAAUUUUGAAGCAUCUUUUCCUCUACGAAGAACUUCUGCAACAUUUAUUGAAGAAAAAGGUUUAUCUGGAAAAGGUAACAACCUUCUGGGAUAUUUCAGCUAAAGGAUACCAAUGAAUGCAAAUUACGUUGAUUAGCUGAAAAACGUUGAACAGAAUUUUCAGGCAUCUCUGUUCUUGUGACCCAACACAGUAUCCAUAGCUACUUGGGACUGGCUAAAAUGUUUGCUAUCUUUCUCAAAAAGGAUUUUGAAGGAUUGGUGGAAGAGUUUCUCUCUUUACUGGAGUUUGCCACACAAGACAAACCACUUCUAAUAUGUCUGGAUGGCAUAGAUGAAUUAUCAGAGGAACAUGCUGCAGAUUUUCCUUGGAUACCUCCUGAAUUACCAAAGAAUGUGUAUUUUAUUGUUUCCACGUGCACCGAAUCAAGUUUUUCAUGCUUCAAAAAACUGGAGGUAAAGCGAUACUUUAUUCAGUUGUUUUUUUUCAUUCCACACUUUCUCAAACUGUGGGAAAUUCCAGGGCAGUUUGGUAGGGUCAGUACUGGACACUUUCAGCACAAUCCUAUCCUUGAAAGAAAAUCCUGUUGAAAUCAAUGGGUCUAAGUCCCACAUAGGUGUGUACAGGAUUGCAACCUUAAGGGCCUUGAUCCAAUCAACCAUGAGAACAAAUGCUCAUGGAUUCCCACAUAGGGCUUAGAACAUUGUGCCCCACCCCGUAUCCUUAGGGGAAAGUGAGAGUCGUGCCCUAAUUUUGCUUUCCUUGAGGAAGUGGAAGAGGUAAGUUGGCUGGGGAUAUGAAACUUGUAACCAGACCUCCCAUUCCAUGUAAUAAUAGACUAGCAUAUUGAGUGCUCAUGGGCUUAGGCCUCAGAGUGGAUCCUGACUCUGUUAUGCGCUAUGCAGACUUUUCUAAAUGUGAGUGUUGCUGUACCCACAGUGACCCAUUGGAUCAAGCACAUGGUGCUUUUGUGGUAUCUGUUUAUUUAAAGCUUGAGUAAUUUUUUUACUGAAUUUAUAUUCUACCUUUCCUCUCAAAGCAGCCCAGGGCAAAUAGGAAGGUAUAGGUAAGAGAGUGCUAGAUUUACAACAACACUCACCCCAAAGCAACAGCAGACCCUGAAGAGACUUUAGCUUGUAAAAGCUUACUUUCUUCGCCCAUAUACAAACUGUUCUGUUUAACUUUCUUGGUGUGUAUACACUUUUUCCUCUAUGGGUUUUUCCACACUGGAGCAAAAUGUAGAUUCGCACUAGCCUGUCUCUACAUUAACAGAGGGGCAUCUACAUGACACUUCCCCUAUCCCAGUGUCAUCCUGUACGUUUUCCCCUUUAAAUGCAGUGUUUUUUCCCCUAUCCUUGGAAAGUCCAAAAAAGACCAGGAUCAAAAAUUCCUUCAUUUAAGGCAGCCAUUUCAUUCUACGUCUAUGCCAGAAUUCCAAGGUCAGUUACGUCUGUGUUUUGUACCCCAGCCCUUUCCUGAUACCAGAUGUGAGUCAAGAAAGGUAAGACACAGGAGAGUGUCAGAUUUUGCUCCAGUCUCUCUUUGAUCUGUCUAGUCUAAAAAGUAAAGAGAACAUGCCACCUAUCUUUUAAAGUCAAACGGCCACAAAGGUGUCUAGUAUUAACCCUGAGUCUUGAUUCAAAACUUGAAGAUCCAAACUGUGGAAUCCUGGCAGAGAUUUAUAGGUAUAGUUAUCUGCCCCACAAAUCUGGUUAUUGGAUGAAGAAGUGCAGAAAUCCAGUGAUAUUAAAUCCUUUUUUGGUUCUUAUAUUUUACGGUAAAUAGGCUGUCUUGUAUUAGGCUGGCAAAGUGACGCCAACUCAAUUGGCAUUGAGGGCUGGAGACAAUGUGAUCAGGGGCAGACUUUGGUCUUUCAAAUUACAGCGGCACCCUGUGCGAGGCCAAAAUUUGCUCCUCCCCCAUCUUUUGCCUACCGUUUUGCGCAUGCACUACAUCAUAGUUUCAAUGCUGCAAGUGCCCUAAAUCUGCCUCUGAUCUGAUAACUGAGAUAUGCUUCUUUUCUCCAGAAAAUAACAGCGAAAGAGAAUAUUUUACAAAUACCUCCUUUGACAUUUGGAGAAAUCAGUGAGAUGAUCAGCUCCUGGUUAGAAAAGGAUUGCCAAAGACUUUCCCAGCAACAGCAUGAUCACCUAAUGGAAGCAUGCACAGCUUGCCCAGUACCACUUUAUGUAUACUGUGCCUAUAAGGAGUCUUGUUUAUGGACAUCUUUCACCCCAGAGGCAGAGGUGUGUCUUCCUCAAAAUAUACCUGAUCUGUAUUCAUGGACACUGAGCAGAAUGGAAAAAUCCCACGGAGAACAAGUUGUAAAAAAGAUGGCAGCUUAUACCACCCUUUCAAGAAAUGGCAUUACUCAGGAAGAGCUGCUCCACCUUAUGUCAACGGAUGAUGUGGUUAUUAAGGAAGUAGCUAAAUUCCAAAAAGUCUCAAUUUCAGCAUUCCCGCUAGUGCUGUGGUUGAAACUUUUGGAUGAUUUUGGAGACCACCUGAAAGAGCAAAGAACUGACCACACUUAUGUUUUUAAUUGGGCUCAUACAUCUCUGAGACAUGUCUGCAUGGACAGGUAUCUCAGAACACAGGAUUCCCAGGCAUCACUGCAUGCCACCUUUGCAGAUUAUUACCUGAACAGAAUUCCACAUAAACUCAUUGAAAUGUCUGCAUUUCAACCUUUGGCCUGGACUUUAGAAAAAGAGUCCAAGAUCAGCUACACCUUUAACGUUCGUAAGCUCCUUGGGGCUCCGUAUCACCUCAUCAAAUCUAAGAAUAUUACUGCCUUAAUCAAAGAAUGUCUCUUUAAUUAUGAGUUUCUCUUAUACAAAGCCUGGGCUUCAUCAGUUAUCAGCAUUGAAGCGGAUCUAAGAGCGGCUAUCGAUGCAGACAGGUAGGCUUACAGCAGUAGAACACAACUGUGAAUGUCUAGGGCUUGUUUUACUUAAUCACAAACCCUCAUACUUACAGCCUGUCAUCAACUAAUCUGGUAUGAUAGUAGGGCCUGCCCAAGAGAUUUGGCUGCCUCAGGUGAAAGACAAAAUGGUGCACUCCAUUUUUCUAUGUGGUGGCCAUUGACUCUUAGGCCUCAUCAGCACUAUACAUUUAGAGCAGUUUGAUACCAUUUUUAACAGUGGACCCAGCUAUACAGCUGCAAAUAAAACACUUUAAAUGUGUUGUAAAAUGCAAUAUACAAAUGUGACACUAGAUGGCAACAGUGAGCUAUGCCAAAUUCAAUGUAUUUUUCAAAACUUUUUUAAAAAGGGAUUAUCACAGGCUUUUUAAAAAUAUGUGUGUAGAUUCUACCAGUCACAGCUUAUCCCAAAGAAUUCUGGUAACUAAAAAGAAUUCUGAGAACUACAGUUUGUUAAGAGUGCUGAGAGUUGUUAAGAGACCCUUCUUCCCCUCACAAAACUAUAAUUUUCUGGAUGGUUUACAGCCAAUCCCUCUUCCCAUUGAACUCUGGGAACUGUAACUUUGACAGGAAAAUAGGGGUCUCCUAACAACUCUCAGCACUUUAAAAACUAGUUCUCAGUAUUCUUUGAGUGAAGUCAGGACUGCUUAAAAGUGAUAUGAUCCUGCUUUCAACGUGUUGUGCAGAUGGGGCCUUACUUUAACACAGGUAAAUUGAUCUUCAUCCCACCUAAGGGCAGCAGGCUAGCUGAAAGGUGGGCACAUAUUGCUCUAUCUUCCAAACCACUUCCAUUGUUUAUAGCACUGUUCAGCAAUCCAUUUUGUUUAACAAUCAAAGCUACAUUCAAAUAAAGAUUCUAGUUACAUGCUAAUCAAGUUAUUAUGAGUUUAGUUUCCAUCCUGCCCCUCAGCUGGCCUUUCAUUUCUUAACAAUAAAUAGUUGAGUCCCACAAUGUUUCACUGUGAAAACCACUUCUCUGUAAAAACCCCUCUAGUGUUUUAUUGAUAUUAGAGCAAGGAAACUCAAAUGUGAUGUGAUUCCUGCCCCCUUGCCUCCUCCACAGGACUAUACGUGACUUAACUUUAUUAAGUGAAGCGCUCAAGUUAUCCAAGAAAGUUUUACUACAAGACCCAUGUCAGAUGGCUUCACAGCUUAUAGGCCGCCUUCAUCGUAUCGUUGCGGCAGAUAAACCAGUGGCCCCAGGUACUGAAAAUUAUGAGAUUUAGAUUUUUAAGCAAUUAUUUUGCGUUUUCUAUAUUUUUGAUAUUUUGUUUUGAGCUCCAACCAUUAUUUGUCACUACUGGGACUUAAGCAUCCAAGACAGAACCCAGGGCCAGCUCAGCCAUUUGGCAGAGUGAGGCCACUGCCUCAGGCAGUGGAAACCCCUAAAGUGGUGCCUCUGCAAACGUCCCACCGUCUCUGCCACUGGAGCCAAAUUUGCACUAGAAUCUUUCGGGGCACAUGAGAUCUCACCCAAAAUCAUCGCUGAUUUCAUGGGCCACUCCUCCACAGGACAGGGUGGCACUUCCUGUUUUGCCUCAAGCGGCGAAAUGGGACGCAAUGGCCCUGACAGAACUAAACUAUACUUACAUGUUUCCCGGAGGAUUAGUCAUGACCAGAGGUAGAAAGGAAUACUGGAGGCAAAUGUAAGAAUGUAAUUGAGGGCUGGGGACCCUUUUCAGUCUAAGGACUGCAUUCCCUUCUAAGCAAUGGGGCCAGAGGCAAAAGUGGGCAGAACAACAAAUGUAAAUUUAACCUUUGUAGCCUAGUUUCUACACACACACACACACACACACUCCUCUCUGUACUCCAUCCAGGGAAGACUGACUCAUUUUCAGAGUUCAAGGACACAUUCCAGUAAGGCAAAAAACAUUAGAGGUGUGAAACACACACAGUGAGGAUUGCGGCCUGAGGAGACUUCUGAGAGUCAGAGAGAAAGAGACCCGGAUGGCCCCCUUUUCAGCCCCUUGGCCUGAGGUUCUCCACCCGUAGGGAUGGAAACAUGCAUUUUAAAACAUUUGAAAUAAUGCAGAAUUCAGGGUAAAAAAACAGGGUUUUAAAAAAAUCCCAUGUCAUAUUUAUUACAGUUUUAAAACCAGCUCGUUGAAUGACUAACAUAUAUUAUUUUGUGUUGGUUCAGGUGAUCCCAAAAAAUAUCCCUAUCUGCCAGCUCUUUUGUCCCAGUGUCAGAAAUCUUCUAUUCCUGUUCUUCUACCUUCAACAGCCUGCCUUAUAGAACCUGGUAGACUUCUCUGCGACCUUCUGAGAGGUAAGGGAGAAUAAUAUUAACCUUUUAGAAACCUUUUAAUGGCGAAUCAGUGCUGAAGUUAUGAGCCCUCUAAGCCCUUUGCAAGAUUUUGCUAAAGACCGGAAGUUACGAAGUUUCUAGCAACUUUUGCUUGAUCUCUAUUCCCUAUGUAUAUCAUUUUAGCGUUGCAUCUAUAAUUCUUACCAUUCAGUCCCUUCCGCACCACUAGAAAAGCAAUCAGACCUUUCUUUAUGGUUUGGAUAGAGAGAGAAAAUUAUCACAUUGUUUCUUAUAACUUGUGUUUUGGCCGCUCUGCCUGUUUGCUGACAUUUUGCUGCCUGAGGCAAAAUACAAGAUGGUGCCCAUCCCCAUUUAGAAAGUGACUAGCAGCUGAAUCUCAUGCCAGUGCUGGCAAUGGGACAACAUUGUCCACCACCCCUGAGGACAGCAUGCAGGCAUAGAGGACACAGGGCACACACAGGCACGCACACACAAUCCAAAACCUUCCUGCUGCUCCCUGCCUUGCAGUAUCUGUUGCCUGAGCCUCACUUUUCCUGAUGAGCAGACUGCCCCUGGUCAUUGGCACUUAGUCUUCUUAAAAAUAUUUUUGCUAACAUGGCAAGCUUUGUGACUGGGCCAGAAGCAAUACAGCUAUAUCUACAUUUGUGUGGAGAGGGAGGGGAAGUUCCAGUGUGUGCAGCCUAAAGUCCUUGCACUGACAUAACAAAUGUGUUGAAUCCUGCCUACAAUCUCUACUGAGACACUUAAGCAUUUCUGAAAGCAGAGCAAACUCCUAAUACACACUUGGGGGCGGGGCUGAAAACAUUGCUGUUACAGUGGUACCUCGGGUUACAUACGCUUCAGGUUACAUAAGCUUCAGGUUACAGACUCCGCUAACCCAGAAAUAGUGCUUCAGGUUAAGAAGAGAAAUCGGGCUCUGGUGGCGCGGCGGCAGUGGGAGGCCCCAUUUGCUAAAGUGGUGCUUCAGGUUAAGAACAGUUUCAGGUUAAGAACGGACCUCUGGAACAAAUUAAGUACUUAACCCGAGGUACCACUGUAUUAUGUUUCAUAAUAUUGUACUCAGGUGGCAUGAGACAUAUUCUGGGCUAAGUGAUGAUGGGCUUGAUAAUGGGUAGGGUGGUCAUGUGUCCUAUUCUACAGAGAGAAGUCCUCUAUUUGAAGGUGUCCUCCAUUUCAAGGUCUGUCCAGUCCAAGACAGAUUUAAAAAUAAAGAGCUAAAAAAGGGAAAACAGAGCCCUUGAAAUUGCCCAUCAACAGUUAUGACCUGGACUGUAGGCAAGCAAGCAUGAUGAUCAGCCUAGCUCAGUCUUCCCCAGCCGCCACCAUCAUGGUGAUAUGUACUAACAUUUAAAUUAUUAUGGUAAUUAUUCCUAAAUAUAGUUUAUGUCCUCUUUUUAAUUAUUAUGUUGUUUUAAUGGGUUUCUUUAUUGUAUUAACUGGAUGUUUAUUUUAAUGGUUUGAUGAAAUUGUUUUAGUGUGUAUUUUAAUUAUCAUGGAAUCAUAGAAUUAUAGAGUUGGAAGAGAUCUCAAGGGUCAUCUAGCCCAACCCCCUGAAAUGCAGGAAUCUCAACUAAAGCAUGCAUGACAUUUUGACACCAUUUUGACAAGUAAGUGGUAUAAAUUAAUAAAUGUUGAUGAACAGUUACCCAUUUAUCUGAGUUUCGGAAGAAGCUAAACAAUUCUAACUGAUUUUACAGAAGCUGCUUUCCCCCAGAGUGAAUUCUAACAUUUUACUCCCAUGGAUCCAUAGGUCACCUGGACAGAAUUGUAGCAAUUGGAGAAACCCAAGAAGAACUCACUGUUGCAACAGUCUCCAGUGAUGGCACUCUGAAAUUGUGGGAUUUGAGGGUUGGCAAAGCUGUCUUCACUCUGCAUGGAGUUGGGAAUAAUAUCAGUGCAUUUGCAGUGUGUCUGGAGAACAGACUGGUGGCUAUGUCUGACAAAAGCACCAUUAAAAUCUGGGAUCUUUCCCUGGAAAAAGUGGUAUAUGCAACUGGCGAGUUUGUUGGUACUCCAAUACUAACAUCUGCAAUGAAUGGGCACCUCUUACUGGUGUUUUUUAAUGGCAGCCACAUGGUUAAGGUGAGGUGUUGUUUUUAAAAAAUCACAUCUAUGACAGUGGAUAAAAUUAUGUUCUGUGCACUGACAUGGUUGGUCAUGUUUUGCUAGAUUUUUGUGCUGUUAUUUCAUUGGUAUUGUAUUGAAUUUAAGUCUUUAAGUUGUCUGGAACUGUUAGUCACCCUGUGAAUCUUGGUUAUGGGGAAACUAUAAAUGUAACUGAUAAUAAAACAAACAAGACUUAAGGAUUACUAACCUUUGAAUCAGAUCUUAUGUAGAUCAGCAGACAUUAACAGAUAUUUUGAUACUGAUGCUGGGAUCAGAAGAAAGAGAUACAGGACUCAAGCCUUUAUUUGUAUUCCAAGUGGCCUUACAUAACCACUUUUUACAGUUACUUUUCUUGGCGAUUUUACAAUUUGGACAGUACUGAGAGCAGGAAAGGCAUGCAGCAUGGCUUUACAUAGAUACAAAGUGGUCAGCAGCCAUCUCAAACCAAUUCAUUUCCAUACUAUAUUAUAUUUCAGGUUUUUGAUCUUGCUCAUUCCUGUCAGUUGCUCCAUGAGGUAUACCUUUCUACAGAGGAAGAGCCUAUCUGCAAGACUAAUUCCAUUUUGGUAUCCAAAAAUUCAGUAAAAGAUUAUGUUCUGUGUGCCUUUAGGUUAGUAGAAUGUAAUUUAUUGUAUUAAAAUAAACAGUAAACUCCUCUCUAUAGAAAGACCCUAUGCAUUUGAGAAAUCUUUCAUAAAGAAAAGCCUUGCAGAUCAACUACAAAACUGUUUAGUCACUACUUUAAUGUAUUCUAUAUGGGUGGAACUAAACAUCGCACAAAUACAAUAAUUCAGGCAACAAAGACAUUUCUGUUUGCUAAAUGGAACAACCUCCCCUCUCCUUCUUCACACACUGUUCAGCGGAUUCUCCAAACUCUCCAGAGUGGAUUUGGGAAAGGCAUGGGGGGAAUUUAGGAGAAGAAAGCAUUGCGCUAUCCAAAGUCCUUGCACUGGCUUCUGCUAGUGCACUAGCUUGGUGGAAUACAACCCUACGCUCUCCAACACAAUAUUCUCGCUAUUUCUCCCCAUCAGUACCACAAUGCCUUCAUGCAAUCUUUCCACCUGGAACCCCUCACAUCUAGUUUUGGACAACAACUCCUAUCAUUCCUGACCAUUGGACAUGCUGACGGAGUUUGUGGCCUAAACAGCUGCCUUAAUGUUUCAGUCUCAAACUACAUGUCUCCCUCCACAUUCCUAAUUACUUAACAGGGGAAUGUAGUUUUGGAAAUGGUCUGAAACAGGGGCUAAAGAGAAAUUAACCUAAGUCCCCAGAAGUUGGGGCAAGAACAUUCACAAGUUGGUGCAUCUUCCUAUGCAAUUAAGCUAUACAAUUUCUCACAGGCAUCUGGUUGGCCACUGGGAAAACAGGAUGUUGGACUAGGUAGGCCAUUGGCCUGAUCCAGCAAGCUCUUUUAAUGAUCUUAUGCUUUGCCAUAGAUAUGUGGCUAUUACAAGGAAGAUCUCUGUUGUAGGGAAAUAUUUUCCUGUGAAUACAUUAGUAGAGAAACUGGGUUGUAGCUGACAAAGUCAUCCCUUUUGUGCAAAGUAAUCCCUUUUGUGGUGAAACUGCCCCCCUCCCCACUUCAUCCUCCCAAAUCCAGAGGGUUGCAGAACAGGGAUUGGGGGGAGGGGGCAAAUGGUGCAGGGGAGGGGAAGUUGCAUUCACAAGGGGGAGAUCUUGCAUGAAUGGAACACCCAUUGGAUAAACCCACUGGUUUUAGGCCCAGUCAGACUUGAGAAAGAUAAACAUGUAUGUCUUUAGAAAAUUAAUGUUUCCUGGGUUUAAUAAUUUCUGAAAAGGAGAACAGCAGCAUGCCUCAGAAACUAGGGUUUUAUUUGUAUCUUUUCUUCUUGGUGGAUUUGGAUGUAAAAUCAGCAUUGCUUCUUUUAGAGAUUCGCAUGGUCAUUAUUGUAAACAAAAUGUGACUUUGAGGAUGAUCAUUGCCUGUGUGGUCUUGAUUCUGUAACAUUGUGGCUUCCGUAAAUCUCUCUCCUCUCUUUUGCAGGAGUGGAAGUGAAGCCAUGGUCUUUAGUGGCAAAAAGGGGAAAGUAGUUGCUAAGCUGAAAAGCCAAGAACCAGUGGCAGCUGCUGAGGAUGUUGCUGUAACUAAGGAAUACUUCCUAGUGAUCUUCAGGUAGUACGUGGAAAGAACAACUUUUUCUACCCUCUUUCAACUGACUAUCAGUUGACCAUUCCAGUAAUAUGGUAUAAAAUCACUCACACCCACACAUCAAAACUUUAUAUGUCUACACAGGUAAGCCCUGUUGAAUUAAAUGGGAUUUGCUCCCAAAUGAGUAUAGGAUUUCAGCCUCAGGAUGAAGAAAGCAGGGGCAAUUGACCAAAAAAAGUGAUAGGGUUAGGGUGGCCUCACCCUGUCUAAUUUCUUUUGUGAACCUAUGAUGCCUCUCCUUUUAAAAUAUUUACGUUUGAUUAUAUGAUCAGAAGGUUGGCGGUUCGAAUCCCCACAACGGGGUGAGCUCCCAUUGCUCGGUCCCUGCUCCUGCCAACCUAGCAGUUCGAAAGCACAUCAAAGUGCAAGUAGAUAAAUAGGUACCGCUCCGGCAGGAAGGUAAACGGUGUUUCCGUGCGCUGCUCUGGUUCACCAGAAGCAGCUUAGUCAUGCUGGCCACAUGACCUGGAAGCUGUACGCCGGCUCCCUUGGCCAAUAAAGCGAGAUGAGCGCCGCAACCCCAGAGUCGGCCACGACUGGACCUAAUGGUCAGGGGUUGCCUUUACCCCCCCCCCUUAUACCUGAGAUGAAUGUGAAUAUCACAGAGUUCUUUCUUAACUUAAUCUUGCAAAGCCUUGAAUAUAUAUCUAUUUAUAACUUCAGGAGGCUUAUUAGGACAAAGCUUGAAAACCUCUGUUUGAAACCUGCCACAUUGCAGCCUCUUUUUUAUUAGUACUACCACUACUAAUUCUCACUUCUAAUUUAUAACAUUGAAGAUAUAGUUUAUUGACCCUUUGGAGUAGGUAACUAUUGGUUCUAUUUUACAUGAAGUGAGAGAAGUAAGUACCAUAAUUUGCUUAAUGCCAUCCUGGAUUCUCUGUUUAUCAUAGAUACAUUAACAUACUUUUCACACCACUACUGUCCUUGAGCAUAAGUUUUCCUUCACUCUUCAUUCAUUACUGCUUUUUAGAGAGCCAGAAAUCACAAUACUUAUGUCACACAACCCACCCAUAUUAGCUUUUUCAUUACAGGUGUCCCUUCAUGAAACAGCGUGAGAUUGUGCAUAUAGAGCUCUACAACGUCCACACUUUUGCCUAUGCUCACAAUCUGAAGGGAUGCUGCAAUGAUUAUAUUCACAUUUUUGCUGUGAAUCAUUUGGGCUCUCACCUGCUGGCCUUCAGCCCCAUCCCAAACACCAAUACCACUGAAAUAGUGUCGUGGAACCUGGAAUCUGAAGACCACAAGCACUUGGUGAAGUUUCCUUCAGUCCCAGCCGGUGGUGAGUAACUUCUAUGGGAAGUUCAAAACCUCUAUAGAAAAAGCCGCAAGAGAAACAUGCACUUUUGUACAAUCAAAACAAGGGAAAAAUAUAAAAUUAUAAGAAUUCUCAGUGAGGACAUUCACCAGCACAUAACUCCAAAUAAGGUUAUCAGGAAUUCUAAAUACAGAGUGUAUCUGUAUAUUGAAGGCAGUAUAUAUGCCACGAGUGGGGAACCUACAGCAUGUGGCUCAGUGAAAAAGCUGUGAGUUUCAUAGGUGUAGACAACCCAUGUUUUUCUAGUAACAUGAUUAGAGUUUUAUUAUGCAAUGUUGAGAUUUUAUGACUUAUGGUUCUUUUAAAUUAUGAUAAAUAUGUAGGUGUAUGCUCUGACCUUCGGUACUGUUUAACAUUCUGUGAUGGAGACAAUUAUCUUCAAUCUUGGAAUUUAGCUUCCAAGAUCAAUGACCAGUCAUUGACAGUCACUGCAAGUAAAGCCAAGGAAACAAAUGGUAUUCGUGAUAUUCUAACAAUGGAGAACUAUCCUAGGUAAGAAAGACCCACGACUCUCCUAAAAAUGUGUUAGUUACUGUUUUAAAUAUUGUACUUGACAAACAUCAUUUUUUAAAAUUCUGGCUAUGUACUUUUCAAAAGUAGGUUUUGAAAGUAGCCAGUUUUUCAAAAGUAGUCAGGAAAAUGCAGAGAUUUAAAUGAAAAAGACAGAGUUGUUGUGUUUCAGUGAUAGCCGACAUCUAAGGUACUUGAUCCCUGAACAGCUUCCAAAAUAUGUGCAUUACUAUAGGCAGGGCUGUUGUAUGCUAAAAAGUGGCUGCGGGGGGGGGGGGGGACACAACGACGUGGGGAAAUUCUGUGUGAAAUUAAUUCCAGUUCUCCAUCAAGAAAAGCAAAACAAAGAGAAUCUGUAUAUAUUGGUUUCUUUUGCACUGCUGACCAAGCGCAGAGAAAAGUACCAUGGAGGAUAUGAAAAUUCUUUUCUCUAGGGACACCCUUCUUUUCAUUUCUUUCCCAUUAUUCCUAUCCACACUCUUUACCAGCGCAGAAAUAACAACAUUUGCACAACCUUUGCUGUAUAUCAAUAACAAGGCUAUUCAUUUCAAUAUUUCCCAAGGUAUGCCAUGUGCAGAAACACAAGUCCAGGGGUCAUAACAGUGUGGAACAUCAUGAAAUCAAAGUGUAAACACAAUGCUGUGAGAGUGGAGAGGGGAUUACUAGAGAAUACGGAUAUAGUUCUGGUCAGAGACAUGAAACUUUAUGUCCUUACAGACAAAGGGAUGGCCUCUUUUGCAGAUCCUCCGAGACCCAUUUUCCAGGUAUUGAAGGCACCUCUGUCCUGUAAAUACUGGUUGUUUGUUUUUUUGUGAUUGGCAUUUAAAGCUGAGGCUGUUCAGAAAGAACCUUGUAAGAAAAAGCUGAGACAGUUAAGAAAAUGAUUUGCACAUAUAUUUCCUUACCGAAAAAUGUUUUUAUGCCAUUCCAGACUCUUUUAGUUUAUGACCUCCUGAAAAAGAAGUACAUAAGGAAGCAGACUGGCCUUUACAUCAUUCCCUGCCCAAAUAACGAGUAUAAGAUCCUUGAAGGAGGCCUUCUACUUGGACUUUCAGAGAACAGGUAAUGUCUUUACAGCUACUGAAGAUAAUAUGGGUGUUUUCUUUUUGCCACAUUGAACGGAAUAGUCACCAUCAGCUAUUAAUAUCAGUAUGACAUGAAUUGACUAGACCAGUGGUUCCCAAUUAGCUAAUUACUGAGGACCCCCUAUUUUUCAAAAGCCAAGCCACGGACUCCCUGCUUUUUAAAAAUUUUAUAAUUACCUCUGAAAAGCAAUUUUUUUGAACAAAAUAAGCCCCAAAUAAGUAAACAAUUUUAGGUAUACGAAAACAACAGACUACGGUGGAGCGAUAUCUAGUCUUCAAAAUCAUGAUAUUUCAGCAGCUAAACAAGGGGAUAUUCCGAUAUAUCACGAUGUCUGAAAUUGGAAAUCAGGCAGGUGGGGUGCAUGCAGAUCAGGCAUGGGCAUGAAGGAAGGAGCAGCUGUGGAGAUCGGAUGGUUGGGGGGAGGAGAGGAAGCAGAGUCACCUCCACUGCAUGGUUUGAGUGGGAUGGGAUGGGGAUGGGAGGUACAUCAAGCUGCUGUCAUUGGGGCAGCUAGCGGUGGCAGCCAGCGAAAAUGCAGUCCACUGUGGCUGCUGCUGCUGCUUUCCUGCUGACUGAGAAAAGGUGCUUUGCCUCAGUGCCAGGGGAAGGUAGUGCCACAGUCCCUUGAAGUGAGGGUGAUCAGCUGCCGUUCCCCAUCAGCGUGAGGAAAAGGCAGUGCCUUGUAAUCAGCUGCCCUGGUCUCCUUCAAAGUGAGGAAAGGCAGCUCAAAUCAGCAGCAUUAUCAGCUGAGACCAUUGUGCAAUAUAAGCAGUGCCUUGAAAUCAGCUGCCCUUAAUUGGGAACCACUGGACAAGGCUGUCUCGUAAGUUUCCAAACUCAACCAAGUCAUGCUUAUAGCAACACACUGAGAUUAAAAAGCGAAAGAUUCCAGGAGGUUCCAGGGUUAUUUUUCUGUUGGGAAAAUCAAGGCACAGUGGAGGCUAGUAUCUUUAAGAAAUAUGGUUUAUUUUACACAUAUUUAUACCUAAAGUCUUCAAUGGAGAGGAUGCAGAACAGUAUACCCCAAGAGUAUACUCACUGGCUGGCUCAUAGCUUCAGCAAGCUUGGGUCCAAAGCAGCUGUCAGUCAUGGCUCCUGCUCAGAUAAAGGGGGAAACAUACAGUAGCUUUUUGCAUUGCCAAUGGCCCUUAAUGGCCCAAUACCUGGCUCCCCAUUGUUUAUCAAUGGCUCUGCACUUAGGGCCAGGAAGAUUUGCAUAAACUCACCCAGGAUUUUUUUGUCUGGCACAAUUCUGCAGCUUGUAUUCUCCCUUCAUAUCCCAAAUAUUAUCUAUAAAUUUCUACCAUUCACUAGCAGACUCUACCCUAGAUCUAUGACAGUAUGGAACCAGGAAGGGGUAGAAUGUCCUGCUCAUGUAUAGAGUGAAGUCUGAAUUGCUUCAUUUCUGAAGCCUAGCGCUCUGAGUCUGACCAAACUGCGGGAGGCAGUGGAAGACAGGAGUGCCUGGCGUGCUCUGGUCCAUGGGGUCACGAAGAGUCAGACACGACUAAACAACAACAACAAAAGCGCUCUUUACAAGCUUCCGACAUGAGAUGGAUGGGCAGAGAGUGAGCUUAGCAGCACAUACAUAGUAAAAGGUGGUUUGUCUGUCUUUGAUUCUCACACACACACACCCUUUAUCUCCUGAAUUGCUCUGUUACUGAAUCAGAGAUUUUACUCAAUUUUGUGCCCAUCUUACAUCAACUGGUCACCUUGAAGUUCUAGAAAGUUAUUAUCUGUUUGCUUUUCUGGUUCCUGUUUUCAGAGACCAUUUUAUUACCUGGAACUUGGAAACUGGAUUUAUUAAGGAUCGAUUAAGGCCAGAAUACAAGGACAAAUUUUCAUCGCAAGCUGCAAAGCCUAACCGAUCCUUGUCCAGGGAAAACAUGAAACAAUGCAAAGGAGUCUUGCCUAACAGAACAACAGGUUUCAAACUUUUCGUUCUAAUUCAUUCCCUUUUUCAGUUUACACAAGAUAUUAAAACUUACAGUGCAUAUAUUGUUCAACCACCACCACACCCCAGUUGCCUCAAAAACCUUUUAUCAGAGGUUUUGUUCUCAGUUGUGUUAGAUAAUUAUUUCAGUGAGGCAGGACCAAAAAAACAGCCAGGUUCCAAAUUAUCAAGUUUAGCAUAGCCAAGAGGUGUUUACAUUUGCUGCUCCUCAUUCAGCACCACACAUACAUAUGGCUGCAGAGCAAACUGCUUUUUAUAUUUAUUCAUUUGUUUCUUUGCUUGCUUGCUUGCCUGCCUGCCUGCCUGCCAUUAAGGACCUUUGGCUCAAAAUGAAAAAUUCAGCAGAGCACAGGUCAGCCAUUAGGGGGACCUUGAAGGAGCGUUUUGGAUCAUGGCCUGAUCUUGUAUCACCAAAACACACAAAGUGGCUUACAGCAGUUGAAAUCCACCCACGCAUAUGUUAAAAAUCUCAAUUUUAAAAGUUAUUUGCAACACCAUUGCAUUAUAUAGCAGUGUUACAGCUUCCAUGGGAAAGGCGAAAUGAAACAAUGACUGGAAAGAGACGGAGGAAGGAAAAGGCAGCGAAAAUGGAGACAGAAAUGCUGCAGCAACUUGCUAAUGAAAAGAGCAAUGCCAUUGACCAGUUCCUCCUGAGUGGAGAUGAGAAGGUGAGAGGCAGUGUGUCCUAAGCGCCCUAUGUUUAUCUUCUGCCAAUGUGCUAAUAGUUUGCAUUUAUUUUAGUGCCUUACAAUCCUGUUUUUUCUAACCCAUACCAGAUUGUAAACUUUCUUGAGGAAUGAACUUGUGCCAUUUUAUGGUUUCUCAAAAAUAUAUGAGUUAGAAUUAAGACACUGUGUCCUUUAACCUAGAGAUUGUUUAAUUCCAUCAUAACUUAUGAACUUUAUUCUGUACUUUUUUGUACAUAACUGAAUAUACUAUUAAUCCUACCCAGAGAAGACCCUUGAAAGGAAUGGAUUCAACUAACUUAGGCCCAUUAAUUUCAGUGGAACUGCUCUGAGUAGGACUUAAUUGGAUACAACCCAGGAUUUUUGUUGUUAAUUUUGUUUUGUGAUGUAUACCACCUUUUAGGUGCCUAAAUGAUUGCCUUCACAUUGAUAUUAUAGCUUGAACAAUGCGUGUGUGUAACAUGCACAUACCUUUGAGUGGAUGCAUGGACCUCUCUUGCAUCUCCAAUUAUGCAUGUACAGGAAAUGGCAGUGGAUUAAAUGGAAGAACAAAAAGCAAGCAAACACUGUAGACUUGUUCACCAUCCUGCAAAAUAAUGCCUUUAAGAAGCUUGCACUGCAGCAAGAGUCCACUGUGGAUGGACUCUGGCUGCCUGCAUGCCAUACAUUUAAAGCACUAAGAGUCCAGGGAAUUGUAGCUGCCCCCCCCCCACAAACUAUACUUCAUAAGAUUCGGAGGUGGGGGGGAGGGAUGUGCUUUAAAUGCAUGGCAUGUACAUAGCCCAUAACUCAGUCCUGAAGUAGCUUUGAUACACCCUGGGUCAUCAUAGUCUUCCUGUAGUGAAAUGGAGCACCAGAUAUUUAAGGAGAGAAUUACUUCAAGAGCACUCCUCCACUUAUAAGAAAUGGGAUUCUCCACACGGUGCAGAAGAGGUGCCUUACUGGCAGCAUAUAGUACAGGAGUCGGUAGUUCUGCCAGUCCUUGCAGUAAACAUUUACAGUGGUACCUCUGGUUACAAACUUAAUUCGUUCUGGAGGUCCAUUCUUAACCUGAAACUGUUCUUAACCUGAGGUACCACUUUAGCUAAUGGGGCCUCCCACUGCUGCCGCACCACUGGCACACGAUUUCUGUUUUCAUCCUGAGGUAAAGUUCUUAAUCCGAAGUACUAGUUCCGGGUUAGCGGAGUCUGUAACCCGAAGUGUUUGUAACCCGAGGUACCACUGUAUAGCUCAUCCCUCCAUUCCUCAUAGGCGCAGCUAUCUUAUACCAAAGGCCUUUCAUAAGACUGCUAGCUGCAAGAGAGGAUAGAUGCACCAACAUUUUAUUUCAUGCAAGUAUUUAUGGCCCAAUAUCUAAAAAUUAAUUCACACAUCCCAUUAUCUUCUCUUAGGCUGUUGUGUGUUCCUACUAUGCACAUCACCUGUCAGUGUUCAGCUUGGAAAGCAUGUCCCAUCUCCACACCCUUGAGAGCAGAGAAUCCAUGCUUUUCUUACACAAUGCUGCCUUGACCUAUAACGGCCAUUAUCUGGUGCUCUCCAAUUACAGUGAGAAGGAGAAAGUCAGCUAUGUAACACUAUGGAAUUUAGCCACGGGGAAGGUAUGUUUUCUGAAAUUCUUUUGAGGUGGCAGAGAACCAGCUUUGCAGUUGUGGAGUAUGUCCCCUCUCCCCCCAAAAAGAGGUUAAUGAACAGCCACAGCUUCCUCACAAAUGGUGUGCAAACUAAAGCAAUAUUUGCUUUCCUUACAGCAGUUUAAAAUUAAUGAUAGAAAACAUUCCCAGUUCUAGAAUUUCUGAGCUUGAUGUCCUCUUGGUCUGCCCUCCCUCCUGUCCCAAAGUUAGACCUGCAACUCCUGCUCUCUAUUUACUGGCUCUUCAUUAUAUCUUCACACCUCAUUCUUCCAAAGCUGUAGAGUAGAACACCAUCAGUGUACUGGAACACUACUCCAGCCUGCCACCUAAAGGGAGAAAGGGCAGUGCUACACAUUAGGAAGUGCUAAGUAAGUGUAAGUACAUAACCAACGUAUUUAAAACGGAUUAUCUCUCCCCUAAAAAUGCAGGUUAGGAAAAGACUAAAAAAUGAGCCAAAUGUCUGCUGUACAGCCAUUGCUGCUGAUGCUAGUAGGAUAAUUUUUGGAGUGAUGGUGGAAAACAGGUAAGCAAAAUGCCAAAGUUUAGUAGUCCCCCCCCCCUACAAUUGUCCCCCCCCCUUAAAUCACUCAGUUCUUCUUAAUUGUUUUCUGGAACAGUUUGGCAAGAGUGUCACAGCUUUUGUAUUAGAGACUAGAUAUAUUUAAUUUACAUGCUCAAGAAAGGCUUGACUGUCCAGCAUUCAGCUGCACAGCUGUUAACUAGCUAAACUUCCAGGCAAUCGUUGGCCAGGUUUCAUUACUUGGCAUGACUUUGUGUAAGUUUGGGUAACUAAAUAGUGAGAUGACAUUGUAACACCUGUACAGUGGUACCUCGGUUCUCGAAUGAAAUCUGUUCCCAAAGCCCGUUCAGCUUCCAAAACGUUCGAAAACCGAGGUGCGGCUUCCCAUUGGUUGCAAGAGCUUCUUCCACUCAGCAGAAACCAUGUCAUAUGUUUGGGUUCUGAAAAAUGUUCAAAAACAGAAACAUUUGCUUCCAUGUUUUCGGCAUUCGGGAGCCAAAACGUACAACAUCAGAGGCGUUCUGGAACCAAGCUUCCACUGUCUGGUGCAUUUCCUGGAGCAGAGAUGCUUAGGUCCAAAUACUUUUGUACAAAAAUUUAAAAUGGUGCAAUGAAAGAAGCAAAGAGGGCAUGAAGAAGUGAUCCACAGCUGUAUGUCAUGGAUUGGAAACCUUUAUUCAGGCCAAAGUCCCUCAUCCCUUCUGUAAGGGUUGGAACUACUUUGGGCAGGUACCUUUUAAGUACAGUAGUCUUUAGUGAAAGAAUCUGCAUCUGGACUGUUGAACAUUAUGUUCUACAUAUUAGAAUAUGUUGUCCAGUACGGUGGUACCUUGGGUUACAGAUGCUUCAGGUUACAGAAAUAGUACCUUGGGUUAAGAUCUUUCCUUCAGGAGGAGAACAGAAAUCGUGCGGCGGUGGCACGGCAGCAACGGGAGGCCCCAUUAGCAAAAGUGGUGUCUCAGGUUAAGAACAGUUUCAGGUUAAGAACAGACCUCUGGAACGAAUUAAGUUCUUAACCCGAGGUACCACUGUAUUCCAGAUGUCCCAAUUUACAAACAUCCAAUAUACUGCAGGGCAAGCUGAAGAAAAUGUGAACUCAACACCUUUUUUAAAAAAAACCAACAUUUGCUCACCAUUUACAUAAAAAUAGUUAUUGCCCUGUCUGUCACUCUCAGUACUACAGAACUGAUAUCUCUUUUUUGUGAUUUCUAGGAUAAAGAUCUGGGAUCCGUUUAAGCAUAAGCACAAGCUAAUUCAAGGUUACGAAGGUCUUCAUCUAACUGUGUGCAGCAAACUACACAUAUUAGAUGGAGCAAAGGCUGUUCUGCUUGCAGGUUUGUGACAGAUUUAUUUUGUGGAGGCUGUUGGAGGCAGUAGGGCUAGAAUAUUUUUGUUACAUUAAGCUGGGAAUCAACUCAAUGCAAUUUUCUCCCACGGUUUGCUUUAUUUGCUUACAAUGGUUAGUUUAAACAUUUAAUGGCAAAGCAAAGGUAAAAGACGUCUCUGAAACGGGUACUUUAUAAGUGAAAAAGGGGAAAUCCUUACAAUGUUGGCAUGAUUUUUAACUUUUCAGCCACUCUAACCCUUUGAACAAGGGGGAAAGCAGAAAGAAAUAUUGAUUUCUAUUCUGCAUCCAUAGAUUUAACCAACAUGAAUGGGUUGCUAUUAUGAUUGAUGGAAAAGGAGGGAGAAUGCACAAUGCUGUGCCUUAGCAGGACAUAAUGUGAUGUUAUGCGUAUUUUUUCCCAUUAGGUGAAGUCAGUAUCUGGGAUUUGGAAAGCGGCACUGUUGUAUCAGUCUUUACACCAGACAGCAAAAUCUCCUGCAUGACAGUUGCGUUUGAUAGAAAUACAGUUCUUUUAGGUUUGAGUGACAACCCUACUCUCAUUACUUUGAAAAUGCUGAGCACCAACACCGCUGCAAGUUCAACAGGAAAAGAUUUGUUUGGAGAGGACUCCUCAAGCAGUGAAGAAGAACCUGAAGUUAUUUAAAUGCCAAAAUUUUAACCAAGUAAGAAGCUAGCAUUCACAACUGAAUUUUUUUAAAGAGUAUGUUACAAGAUAUCCAUUGAUUUGAGAGAACUGGUACAAAAUACUUUUUUAGUUUCUGUAAUGUUGGAUCAUCACCCAGAGUAGACCCAAGGAAAUCAAUGUGCUUGUGUUGAUUUUAUUGGGUCUAUUCUAAGCGAGAUGAGUGCCACACCCCAUAGUCACCUUUACCUUUUACCCCAGGGUCCUUUACCUUUUACCUUACUCUGUAAAUUUGUUUAUAAUCUUGCCCAAACAAAAAUACCUACUUUUAGUUUGCUAUUGGCAGAUGUUUCCUGGCCUUCUGCAUCAGUGAGAACUUAUAUUGGUUGCAUUGUCUAAGGAUCCAAGCAGAGAUUAUCAGGGAUAAAACACCCAAGUCACUAGUUAUACAGAGCAGCUUUAUUUAGCCUUGAGCUCCCAAUGUUGCUGGACCAAAACUCCCAUCAUCCCUGACCAUUGGCUAAGCUGGCUAAGGUUUGGUGAGAGUUGCAGCCCAACAAUAUCUGUGGUCUCAAGACCGAUAUAGAAGAUAUUUUGUACCCUAAAUGUCAGAAAAUUUUAACAGAAUACGUAGAAGGAAGGGGUCUCCCUUUUUUUAGGAGCAGCAAAAAGUAAUUGGAAUACAUAUAUACUACACACAUGGUGAAGCUCAUGUGUUUGAUUAGGUUUCAUAAAUGUAGGAAACGGGUUAUCUAUCAACUUUAAGAAUUGUUAUGACAGUGAUAAUGGAUUUCAGCGAUUUUGUAAAAGAUAUAAUCAGAAUGUUUCAAUUGAAAUAUUGAUAUUCUAUUGUGAAAUUUACUGAUAAAUUAAAAUGAUAGCAAACAUUUGGAUGAUACUGGGUAAUGGCUAUUACAUUAUGAAUAUGCAUUUGAUAUCAUACUAAUCUAAAGCUAAAAUAAGCUAGAGUAAUACAUUUGUCUUAGUGCUACUAACAGUGAGGAAUUCUGUUACCUAACUUAGUUGGGUCCAGCUGAUUUUGCUCCAUCUGAAUAUCUCAAAGUAUGGCUUUAAACAGGACUGUGUUUGUUCUC
This is a messenger RNA of Podarcis lilfordi (Lilford's wall lizard), 39610 nucleotides long. The record is from the annotation of a GenBank genome assembly. NCBI's taxonomy places the organism in Eukaryota, Metazoa, Chordata, Lepidosauria, Squamata, Lacertidae.